AUGGAUCCCCGCUGGACCAAGGAGACCGGCUGCCCGACUUGGGGGUUCUCGAUCGUGAUCUGCCGCAACGCCCAGAACAAGUACCUGGCCGUGAACGAGACCCGCGACCGCGGCUGGUGGGUGCCGGGGGGACGGCUGGAGCCUGGCGAGGACUUCUUCCAGGCUGCGCAUCGAGAGACCAAGGAGGAGGCCGGGAUCGACAUCUCCAUCAAGGGCAUCCUAAGGGUGGAAUACUCGCCCAUGGGGAGGGCUGGCGCCAGGCAGCGGGUGAUCUUUUACGCCGAGCCGGCGGACGAGUCCCAGGCGCCCAAGAGCCAGGCGGACGAGGAGUCGCUGGAGGCGCGGUGGGUGAGCGUGGAGGAGUUCAUGGCGCUGGGAAAGCUGCGGGGGGGAGAGCUGGUGGAGUGGGGAAGGUACCUGGACGCUGGUGGGGCGGUGUACCCGAGGGAGGUCCUGGCGGACGAGGGCGACGAGGUCUGGGCGCCGACGGGGUGA
Molecule: messenger RNA, 495 nt
Organism: Ostreobium quekettii
Lineage: Eukaryota; Viridiplantae; Chlorophyta; Ulvophyceae; Bryopsidales; Ostreobiaceae
Source: the annotation of a GenBank genome assembly